Hemicordylus capensis (graceful crag lizard) is the source of this 2382-nucleotide messenger RNA. It is a transcript of the gene SFXN4, whose product is annotated as sideroflexin 4. The coding region runs from base 1191 to 2129 and encodes 312 amino acids. The record is from RefSeq and is a predicted model, not a curated record. NCBI's taxonomy places the organism in Eukaryota, Metazoa, Chordata, Lepidosauria, Squamata, Cordylidae. Gene Ontology annotation, molecular function: monoatomic ion transmembrane transporter activity. Gene Ontology annotation, cellular component: mitochondrial inner membrane. The transcript is spliced from 14 exons. Gene Ontology annotation, biological process: mitochondrial transmembrane transport; monoatomic ion transport.
GGGAAUAUCCCUUUCUCACUUUAUAAGGCAACUGUACUCAAACAAAGUCCACCACCUGAAAUGUGCUGUAGUCAUAAAACGUGUUCUAACCUCUCAAUGGGAAGAGAUUGCUUUGAAGUGCUUAGGUACACAUGGAAGCAUAAUCUAGUUUAGUACAGUAGUUGCUAUAUGUGGAUAUUCUCUGCCCCUGCUAUUCCUCCUUUAUUUUUCAUGUCCUGAGUAGUAAACAGUAUGAUUUUCUGAUUGAAAGUGUCCCAUUCCAGUCCAUUUCUGAUUGAAAGUGUCCCAUUCAAGUCCUGCUAUGCUGCCUCAUCGUGGUGGUGGAGUGUUCGUUGGAGGGAUGAGCAAAGUAUGCCGGGAGGUAUACUCCCAGGAGGGUCACCCAAAGUGCAAAGGUCAUCCCAGCUGCCCAGCUAAAGCAAGCAGGCACCUAUAUUGGGCAGCAGCGAUAUAGGAAGUUGCUGGAGGCAGAUGAUCACUUCAGUGACAAUGACAAAGGCAUUGUUUCAUACUGUGUGGGAGAAGGCAAUGGUAAACCACUCCUGUAUUUUUCCAAGAAAACCACAUGGAUAGACAAAAUGGAAUGAUUGUCGAUGUAGUGCUGGAUGAUGGGCCCCUCAGGUCAGAUGGUACUCAACUACUGAAGAAGAGCUGAGGAUCUCUCAGAGUACCAAUGGCGUUUAUGACGUGGUAAGACUAAAGCCUUUUGGACGUCUAGCAGCUGAUGUUGCCAUGUGGGAAAAUAAAAUCUGAAGCUGCAAAGACAAAAUUACAGUGGGAACGUGGAACACAAGAAGCAUGAAUAUGGGAAAGCUUGACACUGAAAGAUGAAAUGAAUCGACUACAGAUUGACAUCUUGGGCAUCAGUGAAUUAAAAUGGACUGGAAUGGGACACUUUCAAUCAGAAAAUCAUACUGUUUACUACUCAGGACAUGAAAAAUAAAGGAGGAAUGGUGUUGCUUUCAUAGUCAGGAAGGAUAUAGCAUUGUCAGUACUUGGGUACAAUGCAGUCAGUGACCGACUAAUAUCAAUUAGACUUUGUGAACAACCCUUUAAUAUGACAGUUCUUCAAGUCUAUACCCCAACAACUGAUGCAGAAGAAGAUGAAGUUGAUGAGUUUUAUGCUCAAGUUCAGUCUGAAAUUGACAGAACAUGCAAGCAAGAUGUGAUGCUGGUGGUUGGAGACUGGAAUGCCAACGUUGGAAAAGACUUUCCUCCAAAGAUUUUGUCACUGGCUAGAUAUUUUGGACCCCCUACUCUUAUUUCCAUCUUAUGUGGAAAUUGACAAAUCGAGAAUGCUUUUAGAAACUAGUCGAGAAAAUAUCACAGAAUCCUUGCAGGACAAUAAGCUAAAAAAAGCCUGGAAACUAAGUCUGGCUUCUGUUCAUCCUGGUACUGGUGAUAUAAUUCCUCCCAUGUUUAGGCCACCAGCUUUGAUGCCCUUUGCUGCUCCAUUGGCUUUUGCUACUUUCUCAUUGCACAGAGGAGUGAAACAAGCAUUUAUUUGGCAGUUCCUUUUCCAUUCCUAUACGGGUGCAUUCAGCUUGGCAAAUGGAAAUUCUACAAAAAUGGCAAACGAGUUUCUGUACAAACAGUUACUUCCCACCACAGGGACAGUCUUAUAUUCUUCAUGUGUUGGAGCUCUCCCUCAAUACUUUUUAAAACGCUAUAAACUAUAUAAUCCUAUUGCACAAGUAUUCUUCAAGACAAUUGUACCAGGUCCACUUACAGCCCUCCUGUGCAUGAUGAACGUGAUGGUAAUAAGAAGCACUGAGUUGGUAAGUGGGAUUGAGGUUGUGGACAGCAACGGCAAUGUCAUUGGACUGUCACGGAAGGCGGGAGAAAAGGCAGUAAAAGAAACAGCAUGGUUAAGAGCAGCGUUGUUUGGGACUGCAGUAUUUAUUCCAGAUAUUGCUGAGCACUACUUGAAACGCACAAGAAUUUUACUUCGAAAUCCACAUGCUUUGCCUCUACUGAGAUUGAUUAUGACGACUGUAAUCAUUGGAACAAUGAUACCAGUUUCAUUUAGUUGGGAGCCACAAGUAGGGAAGAUACAACGAAGUGAACUUGAAUCUGAAAUUGUCUCCUCCACAGAAGAAACAGAAUUAUUUUACUAUAGGGGAAUUUGAUGACAAGAACAUUAUGCUAACUUUUAAGCACUAGGGAUAUUGGGGUUUUUUUUAGGCUUGAACUAUCAUCUCAAGUAUAUUUAUCUGAAACAGUGAAUUAUACAAUGAGAUAUCCUGAUCUAUCUUCUGUAAGUUACUGUAUAUAUAUUUUGACACAAUUAUGUGAAUCUAAAUUAUAUCUAAAUUUUGUUGGAAGAAAAUCAAUGUGCUAUCAACUUAUAUAAACAAUUAAAAGCCCAUGAUAGACAACUAA